AUGGCGUGGGGGGUGCAGGGGACGAGGGGGGGAGGGGGGCUUCGAAGGAGCCGAGGGGAGCUUGCGGGUAAUCGCUCAAAGCCGAAAAUUCUCCUCCCACGUGCCCAACUAUACGCUGCUACCAUUUUUCUUGCUGCUUUCCUCAUCCCGAACGUCAGCCUAUCAGAGGAAACCAACUCAGCCGCGUCAAACACCUCCGCUGCCGUGACGUAUGAUCAUGUGACCGAUGACGUCACGCCUGGUGAUGCCCUCAUCCGAAUAGCUGCACGCAUUCAUGAAAAUGAACAACUUUGGUGGAACAUUGUGAAUAACACGGCCUAUGGAGGUGCGAGAAAACAAUACUCAAGCCAAAAGCGAGGCUUCUGAGGCUGAAGUUGAAAGAGACUCGGGGCAAAAAUUCAAAAGCAAAACCUAAAAACGUGGACAAAAAAUGUGAUUGUGGGAAGUUUUCCUAUACUUCAAAUAGAAUUAUUAAUGGGAUACAGGCUACGAAAAAUGAAUUUCCUUUUCAGGUCUCGAUCCAAGUAAAACCUUCCGGAUCCCAUUUCUGCGGGGGUUCCAUCAUCAGCGAUAGUUACGUCCUCACAGCUGCUCACUGCACGGACGGAUUGAAAGCCAAUGAUAUCCAAGUGUCAGUCGGUGAUCACGACCUGUCAGUGAAAGAGAAAACGGAGGAAGUGGUCUACGUUAAGGAUAUAAAACAGCAUGGAAAUAAUCCCGAUGAAAAGCUGCCGCAAUGACUACAAAUUUUUAUCCUGAAAUGAUUACUUCGAGAAUGUUCUGUGCCGCGGGGAAGAUUACCGAUGGUUGCCAGGGUGACUCCGGCGGCCCAUUAGUGUGGAAAGACGGAGUGACCAACUCGUACCUGCAAAUUGGUGUGACCAGCUGGGGCAUCGGCUGUGGGCGGGAGGACUUUCCGGGAGUCUACGUGAAAUUAAUUAAAUUUCUUCAGUGGAUAUACGACCAUACGAAAGACUCCGUUUUCUGUUCGUCUUUUUCACCUUCCUAUGACGUUGUAAUUUCUGCGAAGGGGAAGAAGAAGAACAAUGAUAAUAAAGGGGGGAAGGAGAACAGGGGGAGUAGGAAUAAUUUUGGAAGGAGGAGGAGGAGGAGGAAGAAGAAGAAGUGGGAUAAUUGGUGGAGGAGAAAAGGGAAUGAGGGUGAAGAAGGGAUGGAAAAGAAGAGGAGGAAAAAUGGGAAGGGAGAAAGAAGCGAAGAAGAGAACGGAAACGAGAACGAAGAGAACGGAAGGAGAGGAGGAAAAGGAACGAGAAGAGGAGGAGGAAAACUGAGGAGACAGAAAAACGUAAAAAAGAAUCAGGAAGAUAACGAAAACGAUCCCAGAGAAAAUGGAGAAAAUCGCAGGGGAAACUCUUAUAGAAACCGAGGACCCCGAAUGACUUUAACGGGAUGAUAAGAUCGGGUUCAUUCAAGAGCAGUUUGCAAAAUGGAAAAUUAUUCGCAGGGUAAAGUCAAUGAUAUGACAACUUAUUUCAGGUUUACCAUCAUUUACCAAACUGUAUUUACAUAAAUCAAUAAAAUCAUCAGAAAAGGUA
Messenger RNA from Penaeus monodon (black tiger shrimp), 1556 nucleotides. RefSeq names its product ovochymase-2-like. Gene Ontology annotation, biological process: proteolysis. The record is from RefSeq and is a predicted model, not a curated record. Lineage: Eukaryota; Metazoa; Arthropoda; Malacostraca; Decapoda; Penaeidae. Gene Ontology annotation, molecular function: serine-type endopeptidase activity.